Varroa destructor (honeybee mite) is the source of this 2991-nucleotide messenger RNA. RefSeq names its product gamma-aminobutyric acid receptor-associated protein-like. NCBI's taxonomy places the organism in Eukaryota, Metazoa, Arthropoda, Arachnida, Mesostigmata, Varroidae. The record is from RefSeq and is a predicted model, not a curated record.
UUGUCAGUUUCUAUCUCUACGAUCUGAGAUAACCUAACCCGAUGGCAAAGUUCGAAUUUCGAAAAGAAAAGAGCUUACGUGAAUUAUUCUUGCUUUAGUCGUUGUACAUUUGUCUUCAUCUCAACGAGAAGAUUUUUUUUUGUUCCUUUCUCUGUAGAAAAAGGAAAGAUUGUGUGAAUGAUCCAAGCGGAGAGAAAUCUGACUAUGCGCGUUUCUGCUAAUCUUGGCAAAACAUAACAAUAUGUUUGGCUUAGCACGUACGUUGACUUGAAUGGUUUAAACAAUGAAUACGUUCGUUGCAUUUAGCGCACUUCGGUGCACGGCGGUAUUAAUAUAAAAUUAAUAUCAGGCUUGGAUUUAUUAUCAUUUGCAGCAAUCAUAUAAAUGUCCUUCCGUAGAUUAUAUAUAUAUAUAUAUAUAUAUAUAUACUUCUUUGCUAGUUUUUUUAUUCCUGUACGACUCUGCAUGUGGGGCUGAGCUUUGCUUUUAGCAUAAUUGGUGCAGAAAAGUUGCAUGUGACGGUUCGUGUGUUGAUUAUAAAGAGCUAACUGUAGAAAGAGCAGCAAUGAAGCAAGCAGAUGCCGCUGCUCCUGGUUGUGCUGGCCACAUCUUUCUAUUUGGCCGGCAGCUUUGCGCAGCAGUCAUCGCAUUAUGGUCCCUUCCCUGCACUGCUGUGAUGAAUUUCUGGCUUGCGAGCCAGGCACUGACUGAGUAUGCCACGACGAUUGCUCUCAGCAUUACUAGUCUCUACUGCGACUAGCAGAGGCAGCACCAGUAGCAUAUAUAUACAUUUGAAUAUCGCUUGCUAAUGGUCUUCUGCUUUGCUAUUUCUGCGAUGGUUACCUAAAUGACGAAAAGAACUGGCAUUGAAUCUAGAUUAAUCAAUUCACUCGCAGUGACUUCAGUACCUUAUUCGUUAGAUAAAUUCCGCCUAGACAUUGACUACUAUUUAGACCGAAAAAAUGUAUUCGUUGGCGGUCACCAUUAUUCGUAGACAGUAAUGCGAACCGAUGAUCACACGGAAUAGACUGUCGCGGUUUAAUCAACUGACUGUCUCCAUUCUGUUCUUCUAUCGGCUCUUUUAUCACGUCAAGUCGCUUCUACAAUUGAUAGCUGAGCCGAUACUAGUAUUGUACACAUCUUGCCCAGGAAGUUAUGGCCGAAUUAUCCUGUAACCAUGAACAGAUUUCAUUCAGAUUUCCGUUUAAUUAAAGAGUUUCAUGUAAUUCAAUUUAGUGGACCGCGUGUCGUUAGUACUUGCGGGCGUUCGUUCUUUGAAAAAUGUUACGUAUUAGGUAAUUUUUCGCGGUGUUCAUUUCACGCUCUAGAGGUGGCCGGUUUCUUAUGCUUGCGGAGAAGUGCAUUUCAACUCCUGCCACACGAGAAACGUAGAAGUUCAACAUCGCCGAUACCGGUGAUCGUAGAAAAAGCUCCUAAGAGUCGUAUCAGUAACCUAGACAAGAAGAAGUACCUCGUCCCGUCUGACCUUUGCGUAGGACAGUUCUACCUACUUAUCCGCAAACGUAUCCAGUUACGAGCGGAGGACGCACUGUUCUUCUUCGUUAACAAUACCAUUGCUCCGACCUCGACAACAAUGGGUGCGCUCUAUCAGGAACAUCAUGAAGAAGAUUUCUUCCUUUACAUUGCGUUCUCUGAUGAAAACAUGUACGGCGCAGAUGUUGAAUCAGGAUUUGAAAGACUUUGAAACUGUAAAGCAGAAGUUUUGGCGCUGGGCUUUGCAAGGGGUUUGGGUCGGUGGGGGAAUACGCAGGCUAAUAUCAUUGCUGUGCAUACAACACCAGAUAAUGCAGUGCGAUUUAGUCGUUUUCCCCUUACUUCGUGAUUUCGUCAUUUUUAUCAGCGUGUAACUCUCUAUUAUUAUUAUUAUCCUCAACCAUACUGAUGGCAUAAGCAAAUGUGUGUAAAAAAACGAGUCCGAAUGUGGUUCAUUCGCACAAGUUCAGUCCUGAUUAUUGGUUGAAAUGUCCACAUAUACUUUGAAUUAGAUAACUAAAAUGGGCCACUAGAAGGUGCAGCAACUCAUUUAAGACGCGUUGCCUCGGAUCGUUUAUUAUGGAUUCCGCGCGGUCGAAAGGCUGAAUAAGAACAUGAACACCACGAAAACGAAUAAGUAGUAUGUUGAAUGAGCGAGUGCAGAUUACCGUGAAAAAUCUUGUGUGAACGUGAGUGAGAGAGCACAGGGAGAGCGAGUGGCCAAAAAUUUACAAACAAAAGCUAUGGAAUUAUAAAACGGAGCUCUUUAACGAGCUGACGAAUAGAUCGCAAAAAAUAUGAGAAUACUAAGCAACUCUCCUUAACAGCAAUUAUAAUAGUCAAUAGCGCCGACACAGGAAGCGAUAAUGAAAUAUGUAAAAAAACUGAAUAGCUGUGACACACUCCCCUACACAAACAUGUGCCGAUACGAUAACACAUACAGCUAACAAUAACAGCUAAAAAAAAAAACGUGUUAUUAUUUUGGCUGGGUGACUACGAAUUACUGAAAAAGCUGAAAGGAAGAAUGAAGGCAGCAUUGUUGUUGUUGUCGAUGAAGGCUUUGUGCAGUAUCUGUCGUAAAUACUAUUUAUGCAUACCUACCUUAUUAUAAAGAACCAUCAUAAAGAUAAUGAACAGGCUGGGAGCCGCUCGUGUCAGUUUUACCGUAAGAUAUCUGCCCGCUUCGAGCUAUGAGCUCAUGGGCUUGACUAAUAAAUAAAGUUGACACUUAUAUACGGAUGGUGAAAUCGUCAUCACCCAAUACCACACUUUAUCACCGUCAUAAGCAAGCAUUGUACUAUUUUCAAUUAGGAGAAAAAAUAAUUCGACGAGUCGUCAGUAACGAAAUUGCCCUAGUGAGUCGAUGUUGGUGUAGUAUUCUGUUACCCGUCCUCUUAAAAAAUGAGCAGUUACAUAAAAAUUGUAUGGCUAGUCACCAGACAUGGCUAUCCUGAAACAGAAGCGGUGUUCUAAUAAAUAGCUAUGAAAAUAAGUUAC